This is a messenger RNA of Thermothelomyces thermophilus ATCC 42464, 1742 nucleotides long. RefSeq names its product general substrate transporter. Lineage: Eukaryota; Fungi; Ascomycota; Sordariomycetes; Sordariales; Chaetomiaceae. Gene Ontology annotation, molecular function: transmembrane transporter activity. Gene Ontology annotation, biological process: transmembrane transport. The coding region runs from base 144 to 1742 and encodes 532 amino acids. The transcript is spliced from 2 exons. The record is from RefSeq and is a predicted model, not a curated record.
GUUUCUCUGGCCCGGGGAAGUCGCUCGACAACUUUUGAGGCUUUUUGUUGACCCCCCCCCCCCCCAAAAUAAAAAACAUACCUGGUACUUGAUCCUCAGUCGUCCACAGCCUGAACGGCCGGAUCCUUCCGCGGCCUUCCCCUAUGCAGUCUUUCCUUCAGCACCGCCGCCUUCGGCUGGCGGCCGAGCGAGAUGUUGCGAGGCUGAGCAAGCCCCAGAGCGGCUCGCCCGCACCAACAGACAACGGCAAGAAUGAGUCUUCAUCCCUCGAGGCAGGGAGAGAGGCGAACGGCAAGCCGAACCUGAUACCCGGCGUCGAGCUCUCCGAAGAUGGCACCGUGUACCAGGUCGGCUGGGCCGACGGCGACCCCGAAAAUCCGCAGAACUGGGGUGCGGCCAAGAAGUGGUGGGCGACGGCGGCGGUGUGUCUGAUUGCCAUUGCCGUCAGCAUCCCGUCCUCGAUCGAUGCCCCGGUCGCCCCCCAGUUCAACGAGGAAUAUGGCGUCGGGCCCAUUGCUGGGUCUCUGACUACAGGCAUGUACCUGAUUGGUAUCGGGGUCGGGUCCAUGUUUGCCGCGCCCUUCUCGGAGACGUUUGGACGCAACUGGGUUUACUUCAGCACCCUGACCGUCUUCAUCCUCUUCUGCGUCGGCAAGGCACUCGCGCCCAACUAUGGCGCCGCCAUCGUGUUCCGCUUCCUGGUCGGCUUCUUCGGCGCCGCGCCGCUCACGGUCGGUGGCGGCACCGUCGCCGACAUCUGGGGUCCGCUCGAGAUCACCUUCAGCCUCCCGUUCGUGACCAUGACGUCGUACGCCGGCCCCAUCCUGGGGCCCAUCAUCGGUGCCUAUCUCCCCAACAUCGGCUUCCGGUGGGCCGACUGGAUCUCCAUCAUCAUCGCCGGCGCCGUCAUGGCCAUCAUCUUCUUCCUCCAGCCCGAGACCUUCGGCCCGACCCUGCUCGAGUGGCGGGCGGACCACCUGCGCACGCUCACCGGCGAUUCGCGCUACCAGGUCCCGGGCCACGCCUCGGCCGGGUCGCUGGGCCGGCGCCUGCUCACCAACUGCCUGCGGCCCUUCGCCAUGACGUACACGGAGCCCAUCAUCCUGGUCUUCUCCUUCUACCUGAUCAUCCUCUACAUCGUGCUCUUCACCUUCCUGAACGGCUUCCCGUACAUCUUCGCCCAGACGUACGGCAUCUCCGAGUCGCUCACCUUCAUCAUCUGGACCGCCCUGCUCGCCGGCGACGUCGUGGCCAUCCCGCUGAUCCCCAUCGUCUACGGCUGGACCAAGAAGGCGGCGGCCAGGGCUGCCGAGGCGGGCCAGCCCCUGGCGCCCGAGGUGUGCCUCUACUUCGCCAUGCUGGGCGGCUCCGUCCUCAUGCCCGUCUCGCUCUUCUGGAUCGGCUGGACGUGCUACCCGAGCAUCAGCAUCUGGUCCCCCAUCGUCGGCGUCUUCGUCUUCGGCUACUCGCUCGUCACCAUCUUCACCACCACCUACAUCUACAUCGUCUUCGUCUACCUGCAGUACGCCGGCUCCGCCCUCUCCUUCAUGACCUUCAGCCGCUACGUCAUCUCGGGCGCUCUCCUGCCCGCCUCGGUGCCCAUGUACGAGAACCUCGGGCCGCACUUGACCCUCACCUGGAUCGGUGCCGUCGCGGCCGUCAUGGCGCCCCUGCCCUUCGUGCUGUACCGCUACGGCCACAAGGUUCGGGCGAUGAGCAAGAACGUGCAGAACAAGGCGUGA